GCCGGUCAUUCUCCCCCGCGACCCGCGACACGUGUAGCACCUGCAGUAGCGCGGAAACGCGCAGAGCUGCAUCUCAUGGAGGCCGGGUACGGUAGAAGUUUAGCAAUGCGACAGAUCGGACCGCACCGCGUUGUUGUAGUUUCACCGUCCGCGGCAUCGCAACGACCCAACCAAGCAGUCACCGUCGCAGCAGCAGCAGCAGCAGCCAGCAGCCUCACUUGUGCCAUCACCCACAGCAGACCAUGUCGAUGAGAUCCGUCCUGCUGCCCCAUCUUCAACGGUUGGGGGUUGUGGAACGGCAUCCGCAGCGGCGGCCGCAACGGCGGCUUCGACCAGAGCUGCGGUGGCAAGAGCAAUGCCGCCUGGAGCAACCGCGACAGCUGCUGCGACGGAUGCGGCGGCGGUGGGGUGUGAAGAACAGUCGGAGGAAGUNAGCUGCGGUGGCAAGAGCAAUGCCGCCUGGAGCAACCGCGACAGCUGCUGCGACGGAUGCGGCGGCGGUGGGGUGUGAAGAACAGUCGGAGGAAGUGGCAAGAGCGACGGAAGCAGCAGUGUUGGUCCUGGAGGAGCCUGUCGUCAGCAGCAGGAGAGUCGAAAGCAGCGGCGUGAAGCAGUGGAGCCUCUUCCAAUGUUUGGGCAGAGGGGGAAGCCAAUGUGCAUUCGCCGGCAGCGGCGGUGGCCAGACCUGCAGCAGCUGUGGAGACGACGGCAUCUACGGUUUCGAGAGGGGCGCGUCCUUCCCUUGUGGCCCGGGAGGAUUAUUUGCGCAGGAGGUGCGUGAGAAGGGAGACCACAAGAGCGGUGCGGCAACGGCGGAGAUGGCGCAGCCUAGGGUGGAGCGUCAACGCAUCCCUUUAACAGAGGGAAUCGUUCCUGGUGGAGGAGAGCGACCAAGGGGGCCGUGCUGGGAGUGGACCUCCCAUUCGAUCGAGGUAGAGAUGCAUAGGCACAUGCCGGGGGGUGAUGCUUCGCACCAACCGACACCACCUGGAGCGGCGGCGGCGGCGCGGGCGGCUUCGGUCAGCGCGCCGUCCCCGGCAGCAGCGUCAUCAGGAGCGGCGACGGCAGUGGUGGCUUCGGCCAGAGCUCCGUUGGCGGCAGUGGGAGUGACGGCCUCGGCCAGAGGUCCGGGGGGGGCGGCAACAGCGACGGCGGUGACGGUAGUAGCGGCCGCAGCAUCAGCGGCGGCGGCGGCGGCUUCGGCAGCAGCGACGGCGGGAGCGGCGCCACCGGCAACGGCAGCAGUUUGAGCGGGGGUGAGAAGGCGCGCGAGCGGGGGGAGAGUUUACCCUUGCAGUUUCCUGUUUGCGGUUGAGUUUUUUUUUUUUUCCCCGGGUUUUGACUUGUUGUGUUUCAGACAUUUGUGCAACAUGCGAAAUUCAAUGACAACUGUCGAACUCUGCUGAUUGUACUGCUGUCAAGAACCAUGGGGGGGGAUUUGUGUGCCAUGUUUCUAGCCGUAGUACCAGCAGAGCAGAGUGCUUUCGUCGAGUUCUGAAGUUGGAUUUGUUUCGUUAUGAUGUGCUUUGCGUUUUCUUCGUUCUGCUGUGUUGCGCCAAGAAUCAGGGGGAGGAGAUGUGUUAUCAUGAUUCCAGACGCAACACCAGCGAAUGCGUACUUGUUUUUCUUGUGUUUACAGGGAAUAUUCCAGCUAGGGGGCUGUUUCGUACACUUUGAUGUUUUGAGAUCGUCUGUGCGUUAGAAAUGAGAGAAAUAAAUAGCAGGCAGAUCUACAUGCAUGUUUUGGGGAGAUGCUGCAGCAGGGGGGCUGUUUGCAUGACUAUAUAUUGAUAUUGAUUUUGUUUUGUGCCAAAACCAGUGUGAAGGGAGAGGCACAGAUGUGUAUGUUUCGGGAGAUGUUGCAGCAGGGGGGCUGUUUGCAUGACAACGUAUUUAUAUUCUUCUAUAGUUUCUUGGACAACAGCGGUGGCACCGCGUCGCAUGUGCGCGCUGUUUAGUUUUUGGUCCUUGGAUGUUACAUUGGAGGAAGGAUUUGACAUGUUUUUACGAGUGAUGGUUGGGGCCCUUGUGCUUUCCGAAUGCUCGUUUUGAUUGGUCGAGAAAUUGAAACUUUGUUUUGUUCGAGGAUGGUGUGUCAACUCUUUUGAAGCGGUUUUCCAGAUUUGCACGUCACCGUUCCGACGCUUUUCUGAUGUAGCGCAGGUACUUGUUGGAUAAUCUUCUGAGGAUGACUCUUUUUUUGACGGUUUCUGAAUAAUUGGGGUCGUGGGUAAACUGAUGGAGACGCUUUGUG
Molecule: messenger RNA, 2254 nt
Organism: Ectocarpus sp. CCAP 1310/34
Lineage: Eukaryota; Phaeophyceae; Ectocarpales; Ectocarpaceae
Source: the annotation of a GenBank genome assembly